Trematosphaeria pertusa is the source of this 3812-nucleotide messenger RNA. RefSeq names its product glycoside hydrolase family 16 protein. Gene Ontology annotation, biological process: carbohydrate metabolic process. The record is from RefSeq and is a predicted model, not a curated record. Gene Ontology annotation, molecular function: hydrolase activity, hydrolyzing O-glycosyl compounds. The transcript has a single exon. NCBI's taxonomy places the organism in Eukaryota, Fungi, Ascomycota, Dothideomycetes, Pleosporales, Trematosphaeriaceae. The coding region runs from base 437 to 3520 and encodes 1027 amino acids.
CGAGAACGCCAUCUCUCCUCCCACACGCUCCAAGCAUCCCACCAGUCGCCGGCGUCGUGCUGUGGUAGCAUGCAUGGCGUUGCCAAGGAGUCCCGCAGACGCCCUUCGCCGAGCCCCGUUUGCGCCUGCUGCAGCGGCUUGGGGGAAUUUCCCGGCGCCGUCUGCAGUGCAUCAAGACGAUAAGUGCAUUUGCUUUCACAGGACGCUUGCGUUUACAUUAUGACUCGACAGGGUUCUACGGCUCCUCCCAGUCCGCUGAGAGCCCCGAAAUCGCCUUUGCAGAUCGGCAGCCCUCUCGUCAUCUCGCAACCUAGGAGUUUCAUCCAGUUGUCUGCAUCAGUCACCACCUAGAAUGCAUGCAAAAGCAUCUGAAGCCUGAGUGUGGAGCGUCGUGUCUCCCGUUCUUUCCCAGCAUUUUUCACGCUCGUUCAGCAUCAUGUUCCUCAAGUCUCUCGUUUUCGUCCUUCUUUCCUCGUCUCUUUCUUUAGCCGAUGUUCGAAGCGGCGACAAGACCUGCUCCUGUGGUUUCUACGAUGAUCAGACGAAAGAGCUCUUCACAGAUUCGAUUAUUGUCUACUUCAACGAAACUACGAGUCUUCCCGACGACUUUGUCGCUGAAGACUACGAGAAAAAGUAUGAGAAAGACUGGAAUGCCAUUUACCGUCAGGGAGCAAACCCCUCCAAUCUGCACCUCAACAAGUCCGACUCUCUUCAAUUGAUCGUUUCCCCAGCUACCGACAUUCACCUUGUUGACGGAGCCGGCAUCCGGACAGCACGACACGAUAUUCAACAUGGCUCUUUUCGCACCUUCAUCAAGUCGCCCGGAAACACGUCUCGGGGCAGCGCUAUGUCCAUGAUGUGGCAGUACAACGAGACCGAGACCACCGAGCUCAGCGUGAUGAACACGGAUGACCCUUCGGAAGCAUGGGUGGGAACGUUCGUCAAUGGCGAGUUCACCACCCGCAGUCUGGGCGUCAACUUCAGCACUCUUCUCGAUGACCCAGUGGCGAACCGUAAUUACACAACGCUGGGAGGGACGCUUGGGAACGGCAGCGUGAAUCCAUGGGACUACGUCGAGUAUCGCAUAGACUGGACGGAGGACUUCAUCAAUUUCUACAUUGGCGGCAACCUGACGCGGUCGGUACUGCACAAGGACAACAAAGGCAUGCCUUCAGUGCCGUCACCUUUCUUCUUCAAGCACUGGUCGACAGGGAACCGGUUCACGAUGGAGGGUCCACCAAAGAAGCCUUCCGAGGCGAACAUUGGGUGGAUCCGCAUGUUCUUCAACUCCUCUACAAUGAACGAAGAGGCGCGAGAGGACUUCGUCGUUCGAUGUCCCCUCACCGAAGCCUGCUCCAUGGACGAUAUCGCUCUCCGCGGAUCUACGCCGCACGCGGAUAGUUCGACCGUGAAAUGGAAGCAAGACGGCGGCAAGAACAUCAAACGCAUGCCGGCGUUGUGGAUAUCAGUCAUUUGCAUAUCCUUCUCGACAUUAUUGCUUCUACAUGCAUUCAUCCGUCGCGCCCCAUGGCGAACGCAACCAAAGACCGCUGGUCACGAGCAUGCGCCAGCACCGGCAGCGCCGUCUACAAACCAAAAUCCUUUUGAAAAUUCAGACUACAAUCUCCCAGCGCAGAACCAAAACCCUUUCGAGAACAGAGAGUACACGCUAGCCUCGCGCAAUAACUCUCUGCCAUCGUCCCCUAUUUUUGCAACCCGCCCCCCAUCUUCCAAUGACGGGUACGAAUCAAAGGACGAACUCGCCAUCGAAAAGGCUGACACCAGCCCUCAUACCUCAGUCUGGGGCGGAUCGACUAACGGCGGGCCUUCGCGGCCCAACUCCCUUCGGUUCGACAGCCGUGGAACAACGCCUGGCGUCCUGUCUCCAACUGCCAGCCAUUUUGACAUUCCGAGAGAGGAGUUUCACCCGGCUCUCAGGAGCCAACUCCGUGUGAACAAAGACGGCAAGACGAUGUCUCGCAAUAAUUCGGAGAGAACUAUCGCGGUUGCGGCUGUUCCGGGCCCAGGCGACAAGAUCCCCAUGGAGACAGUGACCGAGUCGGCACUACCUGCGCCUCGCAUGAGGCCCCAACCGCCUCCUCCACGACAGAGAGUCGACUACCUCGCCGGCUUGGUUGCUAUGUGCGCCAUCUUGGUCACCGUAAUGCACUUCGGCCUUAGCUUCGUGCCUGCCAUGGUCAUUCCAGGGGCUCCAAGGCAUUAUCAAUCUGAAUACUGGGUCCAGCAGCUCAUCGCACCCUUCAUUCUCAACCAAAUGUGGCUAGGUGUGUUCUUCACCACCUCUGUUCGCUUCUUGGUCGCCAGCUAUCUCAAGAAAGGCAACAUGCAAGACAUCGCGAAGGCUGCCGUACGCCGGACUCCACGUCUUAUGAUCCCUGUGGCUUCGAUUGCUCUUCUGCAAUACUUCGUCAUCGACUGCGGGGCGACCAUGUACCUCCGUUACAUCCCUUCCAUAACCUGGUCGACUUGGCCGUACGUCACGCGCUACCCUACAUUCGGCCAUUACGUAUCCGAGGUCCUCGAACUCGUUUAUCUGAUCCCCAACGCUGUCCCACAAAUCACAUACAACUACUGCACGGGCGUUCUUUGGACCAUCGCAGUGCAGCUCCAGGGCUCAUGGCUCGUGCUGCUGGGGUGUAUCGUUGUAUACGAAAUCAAGACGCCCUGGAAGCGCAUGAGCUACUACGUCUUCUGCCUCUUCAACCACUGGUAUGCGCAAUCCUGGGGCUCAUAUCUCUGGCUGGGCUUGCUCCUCACCGACCUCGAUAUCACGUACACAUACAAGAAGUGGCUCUAUGACCGCCCUGGUGUGUACUACCCUUUGAUUAGCUUCUGCUGGAUCUGCGUCGCCGCCGGCUUCUCCGCCAACUUGAUUCCCAACUGGGUGAACUUCAACUUCGCGACCUACGAACACAACAUCCACCCGGACCCCAACACUGGCGAGCCAAUGUGGAACACAGACAGCGCAGGCUAUCCACCGUACUACGUCCCGCGCCUCAACGGUCUCCUCUUCGCAGGCGGUAUGCAAGCAAUCGUCGAGCUCUCGCCCGCCGUCCAAUGGUUUCUCUCGCUCCCCUUUCUGCUCGUGCUCUUCCCGCACAUCUUCACCAUCUACCUGAUGCACGGACUCGUCUUCUGGAGCUACGGAUCCUGGCUUAUGGUCUUCUUGGCCGAGCGCGGGUUCGGCUACGGCGUCAAUGUCGCUGUUGUCGGUGUGACAUCCUAUUUCCUGCUCUUCGCUAUCUUGCCUAUUGUCACUCCAAUUAUUGAGGCGUUGGGUAAGGAUAUCACGGCGUUGGUGUGGAUGUCGGCUGUGGAGAAGAGCCCGCCCAGGCGCAGGACUUUGUUUCCCUUUCCGGAUGACUUGUUUGUAAGGAGGGAGAAGAACGAUGUUGAAGCGAUGGGGAGCGUCGAUGGUUCGGGAAGGACGUCGCCGAGUGAGAAGGGGAAGAUGAAGGAGAAGGAGGAGGUCAGGGAGAUCAGUCAGUUCGACUAUUAAGAGCAAAGUGAGGUGAGCCGCUGCACAUGAAGCGAUACGCCUGCUUCGCCGAUGGUGGGCAAGGUAGGUAAGAGGGCGUGGAAUUGGCUAGAUGUAUUCGACCGAGGGAUGGCUCAGACAGAUAGAUCUGGGAGCAGAAGCAUGGGUGUUCUAAUAGAAGUAGGUAAUAAUCCUGGGCUUGUCUAUUCUUAUUACAUAUUACAUAACAUGGAGAUGGUUUGGAUAUCACAACGUAGAUUCAAUCCUCCGCAAUUCAAUGCUACGUCCUAGUCGGACGACGCGUUCGUCCCGG